Sesamum indicum (sesame) is the source of this 1964-nucleotide messenger RNA. Lineage: Eukaryota; Viridiplantae; Streptophyta; Magnoliopsida; Lamiales; Pedaliaceae. The record is from RefSeq and is a predicted model, not a curated record.
CAAACCUUUUUCAUUUCACACACAGAGACAGAGUACAAACUAGAAGCACGAGGAGUAUACAUCUUCCUAGUAACUGUACUGCGGUGUAAAAACCUAUAGAUACACGUGUUCUGUAUAUACAUGCACUUAAAAACGUUCGAGUAGGUGGUGUCAAUGGUGGGUCUUUGGUGUUGGAGGCAGUGACGGGUUGAAGAAGGGAAAAAAAGAUACCUUUAUUGCCUUAGUUCUGUUGGCUUUCUCUUUAUUCCUUGCUUUUCCCAGAUGGGCUGUUCGACUUUCUUCUGAUUAGUACAAAAGUCCGAAGAAAAGGGAAAAAAAGGCAGUUUUUUUGGUUUAUCUGGUCUUCUCUGCAUCAACCGUUCCUGGGAUUUGUCUGGAGUUAAAUUCUCAUGCAUUAUGAAGUCAUACAAUUGUGGUUUCCCCUUAUCAGAUCCUAAAAGCAGGUCAUGUCUCUGCAGCCUUUUCAUAACAGUGUCCUUGAUUUGUGGUGUUUACUUCAUUGGCAGUGCAUGGCUGCGGAAAGAUUUAUUCAAGUUAUCACCUGGAUUUGGACUGAACACGACACAGCGACAUAGAGACUCUGAUAGAUGCAAGGUAUACUCACUGGAUAUAGAAAUCAACGAUACCAGGGACAAUGCACACCCUGAAAAAUGCAAAGGGAAAUGCAGGCCAAUUGGUACUGAAGCUUUGCCAGAAGGAAUUAUUACCAAAUCCUCAAACUUGGAAAUGCGCCCUUUGUGCGGACCUGUUCCAGAGGAUAAAAAGUCAAAGAAUGCAAUGGGUUUGUUGGCCAUAUCGGCUGGGAUAAAUCAAAAGAGACUAGUGAACGAAAUAGUUAAGAAGUUUCUCGGAAAUGAUUUUGCUGUGAUGCUUUUUCAUUAUGAUGGAGUUGUGGAUAAGUGGCAUGAUUUGGAAUGGAGUAACAGAGUCAUUCACGUCUCUGCCAUAAACCAAACCAAAUGGUGGUUUGCCAAACGGUUUCUACAUCCAGAUAUUGUGGCGGAGUAUGAUUAUAUUUUUCUGUGGGAUGAGGACCUCGGAGUUGAAAAUUUUCACCCAGGACGGUAUUUAUCUAUUAUCAAGGAAGAAGGCCUUGAAAUUUCACAGCCUGCUCUUGAUCCCCGUAAAUCGGAAGUGCAUCAUCCCAUUACCAUGCGCAGGUGGAGAUCAAGGGUACACAGGCGAUUCUAUAAGUUCAAAGGUGGUGGAAGGUGUGACGACAACAGUACAUCUCCGCCUUGUGUUGGUUGGGUGGAGAUGAUGGCUCCUGUCUUCUCGAGAGCAGCCUGGCGUUGUGCUUGGUACAUGAUCCAGAAUGACUUGAUCCACGCUUGGGGCCUGGAUAUGAAACUUGGAUAUUGUGCACAGGGUGAUCGGAUGGUUAAAGUUGGUGUGGUUGACGAGGAGUACAUUGUUCACCUGGGUCUUCCUACACUUGGCGGUUAUCCGGAUAAAAAUAAGACGAAUGAUCAACGUCCACGUGCAAAGAACCUGUCGGAUUCGGAACCGUUGGCAGCUGAUAUGUACAGAUAUGAUAACAGAUCCGCCGUGCGACGACAGUCCUAUAACGAAAUGAUGACUUUUAGGAAACGAUGGAACAAUGCCGUCGAGGAAGACGAGUGCUGGAUUGAUCCCUUCAAGCAAGGAACCACACAAGGCUAGUUAGAAGUCAGGUUUUUUGAGACGCAGCCGAAGAAGCAAAGGAGCUGGAUUCCCAGUACCUGUACAGAGAUACAAACAUACACAUCAAACACAGUAGAGCUGCUGUACAUUCUUGUCUGAAAUUCAUGGGUGUCCGAAGAGCCCUGUAACUUGCCAAACCACCUCUGCUACUCGAGAUUUCAUAGAUCGUUUACAUUUUCUUUUUCCCCUUAUUUUGUAUUUAUUUUUCUCAUUUUUCUUGUAAGUUACAGGAAUCAGUUUUUCCUUGUGGUGAAAUUGGAAGCUAAGGUAUUGUUUUGUUC